Messenger RNA from Trifolium pratense (red clover), 1242 nucleotides. RefSeq lists its product as uncharacterized. The transcript is spliced from 3 exons. Bases 1 to 1242 code for a protein of 413 amino acids. The record is from RefSeq and is a predicted model, not a curated record. Lineage: Eukaryota; Viridiplantae; Streptophyta; Magnoliopsida; Fabales; Fabaceae.
AUGCGUUUCCUUUUUGACUUUCAUCGGAACGGCAGGUUGACUAAAGGUAUUAAUGCUACGUUCAUUGCUUUGAUCCCCAAAACGGAUAAUCCUCAACGGUUGAACGACUUUCGGCCUAUUUCGCUUGUGGGAAGCCUUUAUAAAAUUCUGGCGAAGGUUUUAGCUAAUAGGUUGCGACAAGUGAUUGGCAGUGUAAUAUCUGAGUCCCAGACUGCGUUUGUGAAGAAUAGGCAAAUUCUUGAUGGUAUUCUAAUUACAAACGAGAUAGUGGAUGAGGCGCGUAAGUCUAAAAAGGAUCUUAUGUUAUUUAAGGUAGAUUUUGAGAAAGCUUAUGAUUCGGUGGAUUGGGGUCCGACUGAUGAAUUUCCUCUUCGGCGAGGUCUUCGGCAAGGUGACCCGAUUUCAACUUUCCUUUUUCUUCUGGCGGCUGAGGGUCUCAGUGUGCUUAUGGAAGCGAUGGUAGCGCGUAAUUUGUUUACGGGAUAUAGUAUUGGUGGUCAGGAGUCAAUCAGGGUGUCACAUCUUCAGUUCGCUGAUGAUACUCUCAUGUUGGGGGUUAAAAGUUGGGCAAAUGUUCGAGCUCUUCGGGCUGUUUUAGUGUUGUUUGAGACUAUGUCGGGGUUGAAGGAGUUUGGAGGUUUGGGGGUUAGACGGUUGCGUGAAUUCAACCUGGCGUUGUUGGGUAAGUGGUGUUGGAAGAUGCUGGUGGACAGAGAGGGCAUGUGGUUUAGAGUUUUGGCAGCUCGGUAUGGGGUUGAGGAUGGUAGACUUUGCGAGGGAGGUCAGCGAGGCUCGGUGUGGUGGAGGGAGAUUGUGCGUAUUAGAGAGGGUGAGGGUGAGUUACGUGGUAGGUGGUUUGGGGAGCAUGUUAUGAGGAGGGUAGGGGAUGGUUUAGAUACUCUUUUUUGGACCGAUCCUUGGUUGGAUGAGAUCUCGUUGAGGGAGCGGUUUGGUCGCCUUUUUGCGUUGGCUAAGACCAAAUCGCACUCGGUCGCAGAGAUGUUUGCUUUAGGGUGGAGGGCAGAUGAAGAGGCGUGGGUGUGGCGGAGGCGGUUGAGGGCGUGGGAGGAGUUGUUGAGGGAGAGUCAGUUUUUACUUCUUGACAUUUCUUUGCAGGAUCAGACUUUGGACAGGUGGCAGUGGCACCCAGAUCCUGAUGCAGGGUAUACGAUUGCUGGAGGUUAUCAGAUUCUGACUCAUCAGGCUUAUGUUGCUUUACAUGAUGCGGAAAACCUUAUUUGA